Stylophora pistillata is the source of this 4465-nucleotide messenger RNA. RefSeq lists its product as uncharacterized. Lineage: Eukaryota; Metazoa; Cnidaria; Anthozoa; Scleractinia; Pocilloporidae. Gene Ontology annotation, molecular function: protein binding. The record is from RefSeq and is a predicted model, not a curated record.
ACCACAUAACUGCUUUGACACAUCAAACGGAAUUUUCUUCUUUGCUUUGGCCCAAAACUCUUUCAAAACUUUCCCAAAUACCCUCUGAAAUAAUAAGAAUAUUUCAAUUGUAGGUGAACUGGAGGUCUGAUUCACUGAUCAAAACUACUGAGCUUUGAAUUCGUUGCCUCCCACAACAGCUUUUAGUUACUAUUGUAAUCGAGCUAGUAAAUGACUAGCAAUGAUUCUAAGAUCAGGAGUGAAGCAGAAUCUCCUUUGAGUGAUAGGUAAAACUCAUGCCAAUUCCAGGAGUAACAAUCGAGGAUGUGGACGCCUACUCUGAUGUGUCUAAUGGCUCUACGAUCUCAGUGGGCAGUGCAGCAUCUGGUGGAAGUGGACACAUGCCAAGACCUCCAUCAGGGAGUUCUAAAAGGUCAAAGUCAGUUCAAGGCCGAAGGUCAAGAGUUGCAAAGUCACCUUACUCCAAUUCACAACUCAAAAGCUCAUCAAAACAGCAGCCUCCGAAGCCUGCUGCAAGAAACAUGUGGAUUACUGCAAUGAGAAAUGGAACUGCUACUUUGAGUACAGAAAAUUCACCCAUGAGGACUUGGGGAGGUUCUAGAGCUUCUCAAAAUAAACAGAAUAAAACUGGCACAAGGUCAAGGCAUUUAAGUGAUUACGUUCAGAUCGAAGACCUAAAAAGUAAGAAUCAUGUCAGAAGUGCAAGUAUGUCUGCAAGUGAACCACAGUUGUCUAUUGGUGGCCCUGCGUAUAAACCACAGGAAGACUACUAUGAUGAGAUCAUAGAGUUAAAAAAGGUAAUAAAUACCCUGAAAGCAGAAAACAACAUUCUAAACACAAAACUCCGCAGGGUGGAAGGAGAGAAUGUCUUGAAGGACAGAAAAAUGGAAGACCUCUUGAAUACAAGAAAGCAGCCUGAAGAUGUCAGAAGAACAUUGACAGACAAAAAAGGAGACACUAGUGCUAUUGUGAACAGUUUAAAACAGAAACUCCACGCAGUUGAGAGAACAGUAAAGGACAAAGAAGCAGAAUUAAGUAAGCUAAAGAAGGAUAUAAAAAUGACAAAUAUUGAAGAGCUGCAAAUCCAGAGUGAAACAUACUACCAAGAGGUUCAAAGAUUACAACUGGCUCUUAUAGAAAUGCAGCAAUCUCAGUUGAAUGGUUCUUUCGGAACGAUGAGUCCAAGAAACAGUCCUCUCUCAAAAGGAACCAAAGGAUCCAAGCCCUCGAACGUCUCUCUUCAAAGACUAGCAGAGGAAAACGAAUACCUUAAAGCUGAUAAUCGUGCUCUCAAGAAAGAUCUGUUGACAGCGAUUGCAAAUGCGUCGACUUCAGACAAAAAGACUACUCUCAGAGCUGAAUAUGCAGACAUGAACCGUGGACAACUUCUCGCAAGGAUUCAUGAAUUGGAAGAAAAAGUACAAGACGCAAACGGAAAGAAAACACAGACUAGGAAAGGUUCCUUACCAGAAGAGAAAGAGAAUGGCGAAGAGAGAAGCAAAAGCAUCUCUAAGGCUACUGCUGAAGUGCCAGGAAGAUUGGAGCUAAAGGGAACCACAUCUCAAAAACUAGCUCAACUGCAGGAAAGAGAAGUUGAACUCUUAGAAGAAAAAGAAAAGCAGCGGGAGAUCAUACAAAGGCUGAAAGAAGAUCGCGCUCAUUACAGAGAAGUUGCAGAUGAUCUCAGAGUGCAGUUGAAGUCCACCCAAGAAGAGCUUGACAGACUGAGUGAAGAAAAUGGUAUUGUUGGAGAGAGAAGAUCAUCCACCAGUUCAGUAAGGAGGAAGUCAUCCGUUAAAGAGGUGCCUCCUGAGGAUGACAACGAUGAAGAGAUGGAUACAAUGUUACAAAAUUUCCAACAGCAGCGAGCUGCUAAAGCUCUUCAGAGACAAUGGCGAGGAUACCAGGGAAAGAAAAAAACGGAAAGAGAAGAACAGGAUAGACAAGCAGUAGAAAGACAAAAUCAAGCUGCUGCAACACUACAGAAAAACUGGCGGAAACACAGAGACAAGACCAAACAAAUGGACGAAGAAGCAAAACAAGAGGCAAUAACACAGAUUCAAGCUGCCUUGCGCGGACAAGCGGCACGUAAUAAGUAUAUUGCACAGCUUGAUAAAGAACUGGAAUUUACAGAUCGAGAUGACGCUGCCGUGGCCCUCCAAUCAGCAAUGAGGGCGCACUUAGCAAGAAAAAAGCACCUGGGAUAUAUUGAAGAAGACGAACUUACGUCACGUGAUACGAGAACGAGAGGAAGUUCCAGUCACAACCUCGGCGACUCUGAGCCCGAUUCUGAUGAAGGUCUAGUAACUAGAUCGUCCAGCACUAAACGACACCCAGAACCGGCUACAACAGGUCUGAGGAGAUCAAGUUUAACGGGUUCAAGGCGGAGUUUGAUCACAGCUCCACGAUUCGCAAACAUCUCAGAAAACAGCGAGGAGGAUGAUGCUGUUGUAACUAGUCCAUCGAGAUCGAGUUCGAUUCAAAAGAGGUCUAGCGAACACCUCAGUGAUUCCAUACUGGAAGAUAUCAGACAAAAACCGAUUAAAAAAACCUUUGAGAUCGUCGACAGCGAUGAUGAGGACGACGAGGACGAAGUGAUUGUCUCCCAUCCAACGAGAUCGCUAGACACAGGAUUUAGUCAACAGCGACCUUCUCUUAGACAGUCAGGCCGGCCGCUAAGCUCUUCCACGUCUAGCCAAAGGGAAGUUCUAGACUCCAGUAGAGACGAAGCCCCUCUGAGAUCAGGUUUGUCUAUAUCUAAUAGGCCACUAAGUGGCAGAAGAUUAAGCUUAGAUCGUAGUGAGGGUGGUGACGGCAGAGAAGCGAAGAAUUCCCAAACUUCGAAUUCAAGAAAUUCUAGUGUGCCCGUGAGAUCUGAGGGAGACAGCGAUGAGGAUGAUGGUGACGACGAUGCAGUUGUCUCUCGACCAAGUAGAUCGCUAGAUACAGGAUUCAGUCAACAGCGGCCUUCUCUUAGGCAGUCAAGUCGGCCGCUAAGCUCUUCCACGUCUAGCCCGAGGGAGGUUUUAGAUUCCAGUAAAGACGAAACCCCUAGAAGACCAGGCCUGUCACUAUCUAAGAGGCCACUAAGUGGCAAAAGGCCAAUUGCAGAUCAAAGUGGGAGUGGAAACAGCAGAGAAGCGAGGAAUUUCCAAGCUUCGAGUUCUAGAAGAUCCAGUUUGCCCGUGAGCUCUGAGGAAGACAGCGAUGACGAUGACGCAGUUGUCUCUCGAUCAAGUAGACCGCAAAACGCAGGUUUCAAUCAACAGCGACCUUCUACUCAGCGGUCAGGCCGAACAAUAAGCUCUGCUGCGUCCAGCUCAAGGGAAGUUUUAGACUCUUAUAAGGAGGAAGCCCCUCAGAGACCAGGUCUGUCACUAUCUAAGGGGCCCCUAAGUGGCAAAAAGCCAAGUCUAGAUCGCAGUGGGAGUGGUGACAGCGGAGAAGCGAGGAAUUCCCGAGCUUCGAGUGAAAGGAAAUCCAGUUUGCUUGUGGGCUCAGAGGAAGAAAGUGAUGACGAUGACGUAAUCGUGACAGGUAGAAAGACCAAGACCCCUGGUAGUGAUAAAAAACCAGCUCGUCCCAGUCUUACUCGGAAAUCAUCUGCAAGCUCGACUCCAGCGCCACACAAGCGUGAAUCAAUAGUUAGCAGCCUGGACAACUUUUUCUCUUCCACUGCUUCGUCAAAAGAUUCCAAUGGCAAAAAGUCCCCCCGGAAAACUCUCGCUCAGUUAAAUGAGAGUGAUGAUGAUGAUGAUGAUGAUGAUGAUGAUGAUGAUGAUGAAGAUGAAGAUGAAGAUGAAGUAGUUAGGUCCUCCCUGUCGGGUUCCAAAUCCAAACAGAAACGCAGAGCCUCCACUGAUUCAGUCGCCAAUUUAUGGGCAACAUCGAAUUCCGGAAAUGAUUCAAAGACGAAGCGGAAGUCGGUAAGUUUUACUGAUGAAACCAUGCCUUUGAACCCUGGUUUCGAUCGUUGGUCGAGAUCGUUUUUUAAUGUUCUUGAACAAGACUGUGUCGCUCUACUAAGUCGGUCAGGAAUGGGUAUGCUGGAGGGAGGUAGGUGUGAAACCCCAUCCAAGGGUCCGGGGGCACCACUGCUCUUAGUGACCUCGUGUCGCAGAAACCGACAAAAGCUCUGUCAGCAGGGAUAUUUGGUCCCGUAUGCGUACUUUUUACUACAAAGUCGUCAGAGACAUUUUGCUAAUUUUUUUUCACCUCCAGAGUAUAAAAUCCUCGCCCAGUAAUAAGUGGAAUGCGGACUUUGAGUUUGAGAAACCUUCCCAUCGGCGACCAGACUCACAGCUUGAUGAGCUGUUUUGAAGAGGAGACUCUCUAUAGUUACUCACUACAGAAUAGACUGAGUUUCAUUUCUUAGCAUAUUGCACAAAAAUGAAUGAAAAGUCACUAGUUAUACCCAAGGAGUUGUAGUAUAAUUCAGUAAAUAAACGAAAGGUUAACCAUGUUA